UGUUAAGUCUGUCGUUAAAAGUUGUACUGUAGACGUGAUGUUGAAAAUACACCUUUCGUCGAUCAUUAUUGCGUUCAUGUUUUGUUUCCAUAUUGCACGUUCAUUGAAGUGUCAUUCAUGCUUCACCACAGAUGCUUCUUCGUGUAAAAAGCACACCAGAACUGUAACGUGCAAUCAUCACGAAGGAGAGGAUAUAUGUCUCACCAUGUUUUCAUCAAAUCGAGUGCAAACAUCAAAUGGAGUAAAAACAGAAACGAAGUUUCAAAAAUCAUGCGCAAACUCACAAAUAAAAUGUGAAGAAUAUUGUUCAUCUUUUUUGUUGACUGGUGAAGACGUGUGCAAAUCCACGUGUUGCAAAGCAGAUGUCUGCAAUAAAGAUAUAAAAAAGAAUCUCCUGUUUGAUGGGCUGAAAAGUUUGUCGAGGAAAACAAUUGCGAACUUGUUUUUGGUUGUGUUGCUGUUCUUAUCUCAGACUCUUUUAGUGUAUUGA
Molecule: messenger RNA, 490 nt
Organism: Hydractinia symbiolongicarpus
Lineage: Eukaryota; Metazoa; Cnidaria; Hydrozoa; Anthoathecata; Hydractiniidae
Exons: 3
Coding region: 38-490 (150 amino acids)
Source: RefSeq, a predicted model, not a curated record